AUGGCCUCGUCCACGACCGGCAACAUCGUCGUCGAGUGGUUGAGAUCGCUCCACUUGGGCCAAUAUGCGGAAAGUUUCAUAGACAACGGCUAUGACGAUUUAGAAAUAUGCAAACAAGUUGGGGAACCCGAUCUGGACGCGAUCGGGGUCCUCAACCCUGCACAUCGUCAGCGCUUGUUGCACUCAGUGCGAACCCUCAGAGAGGAAGGGGCGGCUGCUGUUUACUUCACGCUUGAGGAAGGAGCAGUCGCUCGAGACCCUUGCCGAUGUGAGGAGGAAGCGCGCAAAGAGCAAGCCACCGCCACCGUCGAACCGGCAAAGUAUGCCGACGAGUACGAGGAAGGGAAAGCGGAGCUGGUGAAAAUACCACGCAUACAGCUAAAACGCCUGCUUCGCGAACGCCUCGCACAGGAUGGGAUCCGGCUGAGCCUUCAGCCGUACUCGACAACGGACGGCGACAGGGGCUACUUAGAGGGACUCGCAUCUCGUUACGCGGACCUCUUCUCCACCCAUUACGGAGACGUUCUAGACCACCUCGAAGAACUACGGAGGCACGAAUGGGACGAGAUGUCUCCACGAAUGAGGGUCCUCGGGGGCCCAGGGACCCCCCAAACGCCCCCCUCAGCCAGCCCCGGCUCCCUCGCCUUGAACAACCUGACCACGUCACAUUCUCAACCCAUCUACGUGCCCGGUAAAUAUUCGCCAUCCAGUUGUCUCACCGAUAAAGAAGAGGACGAGAUCUACGGCUUCGGAUAUGGAGUGUUCGGCAAACAAAUGCUGCAGAGACAACAGCAGCAAAAACAACUGCUUCUCGCGCAACCAACGCAACCGCUCAUGCACAAUCAGCAACACAACUAUCAGAGUUGCCUUAGCCCGCGGUCGGCGUACUUCUACGAAUUCCCUCCUAGUGUUUUCUUUGUAGACAACUGCCUGGGCACCGCUAAGAAGAAGGUGACCACAUUCUCAAGACUGCUUCGAGGACUUAAGUCCCAUAGGAAAGAGAAACAUGGAUCCUGUUCUCCAAAACACAGUCAUAGCCCGAGACAGGUGCUGCCCCCCCAAAGGGUUGACACACCGGACAGCGUGCUACAAAGUGGCCUAGGCCUGGGCCCUGGCCCCGACACUGCCUUGAGGUCCAUGGUUGACCCAAGAGAUUAUGACCGCCUCCGCUUCUUACAAAUGACUGCCGCCCAACCAAAUACCUUCGAAGAGACUAUACAUAGGUUAAAAGUACAGGAAGCAAUGAAGAAGAAAGAUAAAUUGGCCCGAGAGCAAGAGGAGAUUUUACGAGACAUAAGACACGGCCUUAUGAAUAUGGGCAGAGAUGGGGUCCGAGGGCCUUUUGGAGACGACACGUAUAUGUACGACGACGAAGCGAGAGGACUCUCCGGGAGAGGGCAUUGGUACGAUGAGCCUCCGUAUGAAAGCGAUCCCGAGGACUUCCUUAUGGGCGGCGGAGCCCCCGCGGCCACCUUCCAGAACGGGCGUGUAUGCUUCACACUCAACCUCCGCAACGAGCAGAGAGGUGAAGGCGUAAUAUCUUUAAGAAGCGCAGGAGACAUCAGCUUAGCGAGGCCCCCUCGGAGAGGAUUAAUAAUACCGCAAAGUGGUCCCUACCCAACAACAGUUAUCCCCUUGCGAACGGCUCGAGAUCGGGAGAGCGGGGAUUACGCCGCGUCUGAUAUCCAAUCUAUAGGCUCUAGAUUAUCUGGUAUUUCGUUGGAUUCUAACCGAUCGGAGAGAGAUUCUCGGAGAGGGUACCGGCAGAUGUCCGGCUACCGGAUAGGUGCCGACCCUCUGUCACCAGCGUCGUCUGAUUACGAAGAUCAGGAGAGUGAAACAGAUUCACAACACAUAGCCACGGUCCAUAAGUCAGCCGAAGAAUGCGAGGGAGUCUCUAACCUGGCGGGAAAAGUAAGAGGUCUGAGACAAGAUGUCCAAAGAAAAAUAUCGAGAUUAAGACAAGAAAGGGGUCCCGAAAGCAGCGACAGGCGGACAAGCGGCGAUCAGGCGUUUCCUUGUUCUAAUAGUUCUUUCGAAAGUCUUCCCAGCGGAUCUGGCAGUAGCACUCAGGCAUUGGUACGCGCUGGUAGUAAUCACUCAUCUCUCUCGGCAGAAGAAAACAUAGAAUUAAGUCCUGCCGGGCGGAGUUUACUCGUGCCGCAAAUGCUGUGUCGGGCUCGGGCACUCGUCGAUUACGUACCCAAUAUUUAUGAGAAAGAUGCCCUCAGAUACAAGAAAGGAGACAUCAUCGAAGUGAUCAACAUGAACGCGUCCGGUAUUUGGCGCGGUGUGCUUAACAAUAAAGUUGGCAACUUUAAAUUUGCGAACGUUGAAGUACUGUCUGAUCGUGAUACAGUCAGAUCACGGUCUACUAAAUGGUGCAAGAGUCGCGAAAGACUCUGGGAGACAAGACCAAGGACCGUUGAAGAGUUACUCAGGAGAAUAGAUUUGCCUGAAUACACAGUGGCUUUUGCUCGCAACGGAUACGAAGACAUUGAGCUGUUCAAAGAGAUCGAACCCUCUGAUUUGGAUUAUUUGGGAAUAAUGACUCCAGAGCACCGCACACGUAUACUCGCUGCUGUACAACUUCUUCAUCAGCUCGAAUGUGGUGAAGUAGAAGCUGAAGGCGAUGGAGGUGGUUCCAGCUCAGAAGGAGGUGACUCGCCGUUCGGUCGACGGCAGUUUCCACGUGACUCCGGCUGCUACGAGGCAAGCGUCGGAGUUGGGGGAGUUCGUGUCCGCACAUCACCGCUUGUUCAUCGCGCCGAUGAACCUAGCCACCGGCCACCCGAACCGGCGCCUCAAACCAAACGCUCAAUCAGGCGACGACAGCCCGACGACGCUGAAUGCGACAGAAUUGAACGCUAUCCAGGAAAUGUAACUGAGAGGACCGCUGUACGCGGCGGUGGCCUUCCAGGCGGUGCCAGAGAUGACACUUGCGAAUCUGACCAUAGGCUGAACGUGGUGAAAUUCGUGGCGGGCGGAGAGCCAUGUGCAUCGGAGAAAAGCAGUGACUCAGGCGUGAGUAGUUCGUCUUUGAGUUCGGCUCAUCCACACCGUCCCUGAGCGAGGCCCGCCGCGCCCGCGCUUGCAUAGACAUUAGCGCGGGCGCGUGCGCAGGCCGCGCCGCCCGCUCAGCUCGCCGAUAUUGACCCCCACGCGCCGGCCGAAUGCGACUAACCCGUCGCAUCUAUUAUCAAAUACACAAAUAAGAUUUUUGAACGCCAACUUCUUCCAUCUUAAAGUUCAAUAAAUCUGGCAUAAGACUGAGAAUUCUGCCUGAUCAACCAUAAAAUUACUUUAUCUUACUUGAAUUAUUAACGUUCAGCCGCGCUACUUACAUUAUUUUGGUGUGGGUGUUAAACUAACUUUUUAUUAGUCUUUGUACGUGCGUACUGGUUUCUCCUGUGUUCGGGUCUUUUGAGCAAUCGUCUUUUAUAACUAUGAUUAAGUAGUAAUUUACGAUUUCCACCCAGGCUUCUUUCGGGAGGAACUUUUGUAUUACUGAAAGACUGAACUUGAGUUGAGACAUUAUUUAAGAACUUUUAUGAAUAACGGUAUAUUUUGAUCUGACGCAUCAUUUCAUACCAUUACGCGUUACAUAUUCUUUCCUGAUGGUGACGAUAUUUAACUACGGACGUGUAUUCUUGAAAAGGCAAUACUUGGAAAAGGAAAAAUAUUAUUAACUAUAAAAUAUGAUGUUUAUGCAACUCGCUUGUUAGUGCUCGAAGUUGUUGAUAUGUUGAAACUGCUUUUUAUCAUUCCGUUAAAUGAAUUUAAAGGCAUAUCAAGGACUAUGGCAGUUAUUGUAGUUUUAGUUGCUAUUACGUCAUUAUGUAUUCUGUUUAGAUUUCCAUAAGAUGAUUUUUCAUUAUUAUACUAAAAAUAAAUCAAUAUUAAUACGAACGAAAUUUAUUUAAUCAUACUUUUGAGGUGGUAAGAAAUUAUUAAUUUGAAUAUUCAAAUGUUAUGAUUGGAUUUCUGAACAGAAUAUAGAAUUGUAAAUCAUUUACGACACAUAUUUAUUAUUUCGUAGCGAAAGCAAUAAGUCAGUUAAAUAUAAGCAACUGGAGCGUUUAAAGCGCAACAUUCGAUAGCAAUAAUUGUAUAUACCAUGAUAGAUAGGUUAAUUAUUAUAUGUUGAAAAUUUUGUAAUUUUUUAAGAGAGCUUUAUGCGGCGUGCCGUAUGUACAGGUUAGAAAUUUUAGAUGAGUUAGUGUGAAAUUUUGAAUUUCGCCAAGAUCUUCCGAGUGAUUGCUGUUCGUGGUACUUUUACGAGCUUUGCACAUGUGACUGAGUUUACUCGUAAAAAUCCGUGUAUGCUGUCAAAGGUAGUCGGGGUUCGACUAUUAGUUUUGAUUGUAACAAGGGUGUAGACAGUUUUAUUUCCGACAUGGUUUAUGGUGAGAUAAAUUUAUGGCAAACGAUUCAUUUUUUAGGAUGAACAUUUGCUGACAUAAUAGCAUAUCCAGAAGCCAAUAUUUAGAAAUUUUAUUGAUAAAAUCUUAAUAAAUAAUUGCGUUUAAUACAUUACAGCAAAAGGAGUUGAACAAAAAAGACAACAUUUCUUUGUACCACAACUUAGCCUUGGCAAACUGAGAUUAUCAUUGAAAUUAGACGUAGUCCCUACAUCUUUUUCAAACAGCGGAUAAUUUUAAAGCCGAAGUAAACGUAGUCACAUGUGCAGAUGAAUUAUAUAUACUCACCACCCAUAGUGGUGUUCGUUUCGUGUAAAUUAUGUAAAAAUAAACCCUUAAAACCCUUCUUGACUACGAUCGUGAACUAGUCCGAACUAAUAAAUGUAUAUAGAUAAAUGUUUGUUACAUAUUGUAGAUAGAAUAUUUUUCUUUCCAAAACUGUAUAUCGAUUAAAUUCUUUAUUAAAAUGUGAAAUGUUAAAAUUUUAUUUCUGAUUCGAUAUUUUUCCCCGCUCUAGUAGUUUCUCUUGCAGUUAGUGUCGCAUAAAUUUGUGAUUAUUAUACUUAAGUGUACAAUACACAUUUUUUUAUUUGUGUUAGCCAUAUACUGCAGUAAUUGUACUUUUUGUAGGCCAUAUUUAUAUUUUUUUAAAACAAACAUUAUGUGUAAGUUUACAAAUCUGUUUACAGACAUGGAUUCUGAAUAAAUAAAUCCGAAAAUUUA
Messenger RNA from Manduca sexta (tobacco hornworm), 5144 nucleotides. RefSeq lists its product as uncharacterized. Bases 1 to 3069 code for a protein of 1022 amino acids. The transcript is spliced from 13 exons. Gene Ontology annotation, molecular function: protein binding. The record is from RefSeq and is a predicted model, not a curated record. Lineage: Eukaryota; Metazoa; Arthropoda; Insecta; Lepidoptera; Sphingidae.